Messenger RNA from Ixodes scapularis (black-legged tick), 3380 nucleotides. RefSeq lists its product as uncharacterized. The transcript is spliced from 18 exons. The record is from RefSeq and is a predicted model, not a curated record. The coding region runs from base 177 to 2954 and encodes 925 amino acids. NCBI's taxonomy places the organism in Eukaryota, Metazoa, Arthropoda, Arachnida, Ixodida, Ixodidae. Gene Ontology annotation, molecular function: protein binding.
UCCUGUUUUGUGUUGCCGUGCAUUGCAGUCUGUGCAGCUGCAGCUGCAUUUGCAAGUUGAACGGGUUUAACUCUGUUGCUGUGCGUGUUGUAAAAAAAGUGUUGCAGAUAAGUUGGAGCCUCACCCAAACCACAAUAUUCGCAACCAACACCCACGGGAGAAACACGCAGCUCGAAAUGGGGCAAGACUUUUUGGCAGCAUUUUUUCUUCUCGUGGCUCUCGUGUGCUCUACAAGGGCACAAGAUGCGGUCGGCAAAGGACACGCCGAUCUGAACUGCACGGAGCUGGUCGCAAAUGCGACAAAACAAGUUGAGAAGUUCUCGUGCUCGCGAAACAACGGCACCUACUCGCUCACCCUUUCGUCGAUGGACGAACACGGCAUAUUCCUACACUUCAAGAUGUUGACGCUGUCAGAGGGGGACGAUUUCAUUUUGAAGACCCCCAAAAACGUUGUGGUCCUCAAUCUAACAGGAGAACAGCACGAGUCUGACUUGAACUUUUAUAUUGAGAGUCCCAUUGUGAUUCUUCUUGCAACCCUCAACGAUAAGGACAAGAAGCAGCGGAGCUUUGUUGGGCAUUUCUACACUGGUUGCACCGCCAAUGUCUCUGGUGGCUUGUUUGAAUUUCCAAAGUAUAUUGUCGCUAACAAAACACUCACGUGCAAUUUUACGAUCAUGAGCCACGAUAUUCAAGAUAGCCUGCCCUACGUGUCAUUUGGAGAAUUCGACCUUGACAAAAAGAGCUUCGUCACUGUUAACGGACUGGGACCCGACUUCAAGGAGGCACCCAUGUUCCGCGGGGGAACCGAACCUGAGUUUGACCUUAUUGGCAGCGGUGUCACAUUGUCGGCCACCCUUGACACCAGCGUUGCUGACCAGAGUGCCAGCCUCCUUGUCAGUUACGUGACCAAAGGUAACAGGGUGCACGCGUCACUUAUUGUGGAGAAUAUGCCUGAUGCGCUUUCCGUUGCAGCUUGCAGUGGUAUGAAGGUGCUCACGUCGCAGAGUCCUCAGGAGCACGUCGGGUUGCCAGACAAUCGUGCCGACCUUCUGUUCAAAGAGGUGGACUGUCGCUGGGUCUUCGUGGGGCAAGACAACACUGUUCUCGGUUUGGACGUGCACAACCUUUCUUUCACUGGAGUUCAAGACAUGCUCACGGCGACAGAUGGUGGCCGACGGAACUCCCCGCUUGCGGCCCAGUCUUCCCAGCCGGAUUCCGGUCGAGUCUCCAGCCUCGUCACCCGUACCUCGAGCAAGUACAUGUGGGUGUCAUUGAGUCUUACCGAGUUUAGCGCCAACGACAGCUUCAGAGCAACCGUCAAUCUUUACGAGCAAGGUGGACACUUCACCAGCAACGGCACCUUCGCAAUCAAGCCGACCGGAGACUCUUCUUUCUUGUUGGAAGUGGAGGAAGGAAAACUCGUCUGGUUGGAAGCACCGAAAAGUCCGGUCGAACAGGGUUCCAUCGAGGUUCGAUCAGACUUCUAUGCCGACAGCCCCCUUCUGGAGACCUUUGCUGCUGGCAAGCUUGCUUAUGGUGUGGCGUCGACAGGAAACAAAAUGUUGAUUCAGUCCAAAGGAUUUAAGGGUACCAGUGCGUUCCCUGUUAACUUCACCGGCAUAUUGCCAGGAUGCCACUUGACCACCCUUGCAGCAAGCGGGUUCUACACUCUGGCUGGGAACUGCAAUUCCAAUUGUUCUUGGGCUGUCAAACCUCCAUCUGCCAAGGGGGCAGGCAAGUUCACACUGACGCUGGACCACCUGAGCCUCUCCACCAACGACAGCCUCACGGUUCGCACGUUGACCGCGGCAAAGUUGCUGCUGGUCGUGAACGGGUCUGCGGUGCCUCCCGUUGAGAUGGAAUCUGAGGGAGGCGCGCUACUGCAAGUUCACCGCGGGGCUUGCACCCGUGGCAAUGGCACCCUCGUCUCUGCUUCAGUGUCUCCCGUUCUUGGUGGCACCAUGACGCCCGAGUUGUCUCACAACGUGCCCUACUACCUCAAGUCGCCGGGCUUCCCGAACCAGUACCCACUUAACAGCAACCGCACCUGGACGUUCGAGGGCAAGGGCGUCGGUGGCCUCGUGCUCAGCUUCAGCUCCCUGGACCUGAGGGCUGGCCACUUUCUCUACCUCACGAACGCUAACCAGACCGUGCCCCUCUCGGGCGACAAGCCCCCCAACGACCUUGCGUUGGACAAUGCCAAGCUGACGGUGCGCUUUGCCUCCCCCAUCACCGCGGGAUACGAGAGCGGCUAUGGCUUCAAUGCCACCCUGCUGCCAGUGGACAUGGCCCACAUGGUGGACCAAGAAAAGGGCAUCGUGGAGACACCGGCGUACCCGUCUCCAGUGAAAAACGACAGCGUCUUCUUCUGGUCCAUAAGUGUUCCGAACCCCGACAAGAGCAAGAGUGCUGUUGCAAUCCAGUUCAACAUUUCCCUGGGGAAGAAUGCUUCUACAACGGUGCAGGACAUCUCAGAGUUCCUGACGGUGUACGAUGGCAAGAACAGCUUCCACAGCCCCAUCUUUGCCAACUUGACGGGCAAGGACCUGCUCAGCAAGACCGACGUCAUCCUGGUCAAGUACGUUGUUCCUGCCAUGUCUUCCGGAACUCCGCUACGGAUCAACUUCACCACUUACGUCUGCAACCUGACAGACACGUGCAAGUCUACGGGCAUCUGCAUCCACGCCGACUGGCGCUGCAACGGCGUCAACGACUGCGGGGACAACUCAGACGAGCUGUCGUGCAGCUACGAGCCAACACCCUCGCCGCCGCCAGCCCCCACCACGCCUGCACCCGAACCAGCGAGGGCCGGAGUUUCUGCGGCCGCCUUUGCCGUGACGGUGCUGAUUGCCCUGGCCCUGGGAGCGGCGGCGGCCCUCUUCAUACCGGUUCUGGUACGGCGGUACCGGGCUUACCGCUACUCGCGGUUCUCCAAUGUGGCCGUCUCGGAGUAACGGAAUCGCCACUCCCGACGGGGGAAAAAAAAAAAAGAAAUGCAUUUUUCUAGUUGUGUUCUAGGGCAAGGACGAGUGUCCUCUAAGGUAAGGAGGCAGUGAGCAACUUGUGAUAGCUAUUUGUUCUUGCUUACUCUUAUGGGAUGGGUUUUGCAGUUUCUGUGUGAAUCUGUUAAAGUGCACAAAAGUUUUUCUUUUAGGUGUAGCAAUCUCACAAAAUCCUCGUGUUCUCACUUCUUUGGAGGCUUAUGCUGUUUUUAUCUUAUCUGCCCAUUCUAUGUGUUCGACGGAGUGUUCAUCUGGUGUGUUUUUACGUGGAAUACACUUGCAAAGAGCAAGCUUUCAGAAAGAAUCUUAUUUGCUUUGGAUGACUGCUGAACAAGGAGAUAUUGUCUGUACAUUCGAGAAUAAAAGCAUCUUAUUGAA